Oryzias latipes (Japanese medaka) is the source of this 2308-nucleotide messenger RNA. RefSeq names its product solute carrier family 35 member B2 (gene slc35b2). Lineage: Eukaryota; Metazoa; Chordata; Actinopteri; Beloniformes; Adrianichthyidae. Gene Ontology annotation, cellular component: Golgi membrane; endoplasmic reticulum membrane. Gene Ontology annotation, biological process: 3'-phosphoadenosine 5'-phosphosulfate transport; transmembrane transport. Gene Ontology annotation, molecular function: 3'-phosphoadenosine 5'-phosphosulfate transmembrane transporter activity. The record is from RefSeq and is a predicted model, not a curated record.
AAAAAAAAAAAAAAAAAAGGAGGAGGACUCUCUUUUACUAGUGAACACAUCGGUUGUUAGCUUAGAGUGGAGAAUAUCGAGGAUAAAAGAAGUUCUGUUCAGAAGCAAGACGCGAGCGCGUGCCGGAAUCUGCCUACCUGCCGGACCCGCGCGGCUUCAUGCUGUGUCACCGCAGCGACGUCUGAGUCCGUCGGCUGGUGUGCUGACCAGGUGUCGGCCGAAGAGUGCUGGGAUAAUGCCUUCUUUCUCAUGGAGGGUUUGGCCUGCACUGCUGUUUAUCUUGCUGCCUCACACUGCGGCUGCAGAGGAGACGUCACUGCUGGACGGCUGGCACGAAAUUUGGAUUUUCCGCUUCAUCCUCAAUCUACUGGGAUACUCCACCAUCAUUGUUCCCGGCUACCUCCUCAUUAGCUACCUGAAGCGUACCAACUACCUAGAAAAAGGCGGUGGAAUUUGCUACCCGGUCAUAAAAACCUGUGUGUUUGGCAGCGAAGACAAGACGAGCUCGCUGGAUUCUGGCUCCGGUUCGAGCCGGACUGAUGGGGAUUCGGGAUCAUCGUUCAAACAGGCUGUCAAAUUGGCCUUUUGUGCUGCCGGACUUCAGGCAUCAUACCUGACAUGGGGAGUCCUCCAGGAGAGGGUGAUGACUCGUUCUUACGGAGCCACGACUCCGGAGGAAGGGGAAGAGAGAUUUACAGACUCCCAGUUCUUGGUGUUCAUGAACCGCAUCCUUGCUCUGACUGUGGCGGGCCUGUGGUGCUUGCUGUUCAAGCAGCCUCGCCACGGUGCUCCCAUGUACAAGUAUUCCUUCGCUUCGCUCUCCAACAUCAUGAGCAGCUGGUGUCAAUACGAGGCCCUCAAGUUCAUCAGCUUCCCCACGCAAGUGCUUGCCAAAGCCUCCAAAGUCAUCCCCGUCAUGCUUAUGGGGAAGAUCGUUUCUCAGAAGAAUUACGAGUACUGGGAGUACCUCACUGCUCUGCUGAUCUCCGUUGGAGUCAGCAUGUUCCUCCUCUCCAGCUCGGAGGACAAGCAUCCGUCCACCGUCACCACCUUCAGCGGCGUCAUCAUCCUCGUCGGAUACAUCGUGUUCGACAGCUUCACCUCUAACUGGCAGGACAACCUGUUCAAGUACAAGAUGUCGUCGGUGCAGAUGAUGUUCGGGGUGAACAUGUUCUCCUGCCUCUUCACCGUGGGCUCGCUGCUCGAGCAGGGUGCCUUCUUUGACUCGCUGGCCUUCAUGAUGCGUCACUCUGAGUUUGCCUUUCAUGCGGUGCUGCUGUCCGUCUGCUCGGCGUGCGGCCAGCUCUUCAUCUUCUACACCAUCAACCAGUUCGGCGCAGCCGUCUUCACCAUCAUCAUGACGCUGCGGCAGGCCUUCGCCAUCCUGCUGUCCUGCUUCCUGUACGGUCACGCCGUCACUGUAGUGGGGGGCUUUGGGGUCGCUGUCGUUUUCCUGGCACUCUUCCUGCGGGUUUACGCGCGCAGCCGCAUGAAGGCGAGCCGGCGGCCCGCCGCUCCCACACAGAAGGUGUAACUCACCAAACCGUGAACUCAACCACGUUUUCUGUGGUGCUAUUUGUCUGUUUGUGAGUAGCUUUCUUUUUUUCUUAAACAUUUCUUUCUUUUCCCUCUUUUGUUUUUGUUGCAUCGGUACAGAAAGGGAUACUGCGGUUUUGACGCACUAAAACACCCCUAAGGGGCUCCUGUGAUGUCAAAUCAUUAUUUUAAAUGUCAGACCUUCGGCUGUUUUACUACUUACUUUUUUUAAACCACAAAACGCGCCUCAUCACACCGUUUUAGUUUGUUCAAGCUUGAAAAGGAUGGUCAUGUAUUGAAAAAGGAUUUCUUUAAAGCGUUACCUUUUUAUGAUUUCACAUCUCUAUAACAAAUAAGCAUAGCAGCUCGGGUGCAUUCGGACCUAAAGGGACUGUUUUAUCCCACAUUUCAGCACCUAAAACUGCUGCUUUGUUUCCUUCACAGUUUUUAUUUAUUGUUUUAAAAAAAAAGUCAGCAAAUAAGUAGGUAAACAUAAAUUAACCAUUUUUGCCUUCUUUUUUUUCUCAAAUUCUUUGCCACCUUUUUCUCUUUUAUUUUUUUGCUUUAUAAAAAUGUGUUUUUCAUGUGAUUAUUUUGAAUAACACUGGACACAAUAAUGGAUGGUUAUCAGUUUAUCAUUGCUAUUGUAAAAUACUGUCAGUUUGCAGGACGGGGUCAUGACAAAGGGAAAGCAAUAGAAAAGGUGUCUUGUUUUUCUAAAUCCUACGUCUCUAUGGUAACUGGAUUCAUAAUAAAAUUUGCUGACAAAGGA